AUUUGGACCGGUACACUCAGUUGCUAAUUCCGGUCAAAAUGCGAGGCAACCAUCAGCGAGUCUGGGAUGUCUCGCCACCUACUGAAGAGGAAAACCUCCAAGCUGCGGUGCCGCCAUCGCUUCUCCAGCUCCAGAUGCUCAUCUCGCCUUCGCGCAAAUAAUUCCGGCACACGAAAAACGCAGAGCCACUCUCCUCUCGCUCGUCCCCCUCCCGGCCCUAAAAAAAACUCGGCCACUUCGCUAUCUCGCCCACGCCUACGCCCACCACCACCAGCGGCGCCAUGGCCACCGCUCCCUCCUCCCUCUUCCUGGCCUCCUCCCCCAUCUCCACCGCGCCACGAACCCGCUCCGGCCCCGCCGCGUCCUGCCCGUCCCCUUCCCUGUCGUCCCUGCGCCUCCGGCGGUCGUCUCCCGCCGUCGCGGCCGCGGUCCAGGCGGAGCACCAGCCCGCCGUGGCCGCAGUGCCGAAGCCGCCGGCGCUCCCAUUCCGCGUGGGCCACGGCUUCGACCUCCACCGCCUCGAGCCUGGCCUCCCGCUCAUCAUCGGCGGCAUCAGCAUCCCCCACGACCGCGGCUGCGAAGCGCACUCCGACGGGGACGUGCUGCUGCACUGCGUGGUGGACGCGAUUCUCGGCGCGCUGGGGCUGCCGGACAUCGGGCAGAUCUUCCCGGACUCCGACCCCAGGUGGAAGGGCGCCGAUUCUUCGGUGUUCAUGAGGGAAGCCGUGAAAUUGAUGCAUGAAGCAGGCUAUGAGCUGGGCAACCUUGAUGCUACGCUGAUCUUGCAAAAACCAAAAAUCAGUCCAUUCAAGGAGACAAUCCGAUCAAACUUGUGUGACCUACUUGGGGCAGAUCCAUCUGUUGUCAAUCUCAAGGCCAAGACGCACGAGAAAGUUGACAGUCUAGGGGAAAACAGGAGCAUAGCGGCUCAUACUGUAGUUCUCCUGAUGCGGAAGUAGAAAACUGGAAGUAGUGAAUUGUAUCGUACUACAGGAAUUGAAUUGUAUUGAACAAAAGAUUCUUACGUUAUACUUGCCCUUGUUAAGUGAUCUAGUCGGUAUGGGAAUCUUCAUGUGGCCGUGUGGGAGAAACAAUAAAGUUGUACGCAAUGAGAAAUUUUCUGUAUUUAACUUGUGUUUA
Phragmites australis (common reed) is the source of this 1140-nucleotide messenger RNA. RefSeq names its product 2-C-methyl-D-erythritol 2,4-cyclodiphosphate synthase, chloroplastic-like. Gene Ontology annotation, molecular function: 2-C-methyl-D-erythritol 2,4-cyclodiphosphate synthase activity. The transcript is spliced from 3 exons. Gene Ontology annotation, biological process: terpenoid biosynthetic process. The record is from RefSeq and is a predicted model, not a curated record. Lineage: Eukaryota; Viridiplantae; Streptophyta; Magnoliopsida; Poales; Poaceae. The coding region runs from base 282 to 959 and encodes 225 amino acids.